Dendronephthya gigantea is the source of this 2778-nucleotide messenger RNA. RefSeq lists its product as uncharacterized. Bases 341 to 1486 code for a protein of 381 amino acids. Lineage: Eukaryota; Metazoa; Cnidaria; Anthozoa; Malacalcyonacea; Nephtheidae. The transcript is spliced from 8 exons. The record is from RefSeq and is a predicted model, not a curated record.
AAAGCGAAUUCUUUACACAAAUAAUUUCCACCGCUCUAUCGGUGACGUUUUAACGGAAGCUUCUUCAUCGACAAAGCUAAAAAAACUUCAAAUAAAUGCACUAACCACGGGCAUAUAUAUACAUCUAAGUUAGUAAAUCAUGGACAGGAAGAUCUCGUAUUUCCUGGCUGCCCUUGAUCCGCCUUAAAAGAAAAUGUCAAGACUCAAGUGGUCAAACAAUAGCCGGGAAGACAAAGUACGAAGCUAAUGAUAUUUGGGAAUAUGAUUUCAUCAUUUUCCAGAAACGGCGACCACUGAACAUUUAAGAUACAGCGAUCUCUUUUUGUAAGAACAGUUGAAUAUGUGGAUUAAACAUGAAAAAAGGUUCCGUUCCUGCAAUUAUAUUCGUAUUGUGAUUGUUAUGAUGGUCUUGGUUAAAGCUUGUGACGCAUGCAGCCGCCGCAGAAACCCAUCUCCACAAAGACCUCCCCCAACUCAGCCUCCAAAAACGAAGAAAACUACAUCUGGUGUUGGAACCAUGACUGUUCAAAUUACUCCGUCAAAAAGUAGUACAUUUUCCGCAGCGAUUCCGUCAGCGAACACAUCCAAUACCAGUCAAGUAGAAAAUUACACUAUUUGUUAUACAACGAGUGUUCAAAAUCUCACAGAAAUGAAGAUUGCAUUAAAAAUUGAAGUUUUAAAAGAUAGUGGAAACCUCAGUGUUAUAUUUAACAAUGUUGAAAAAGAAAAACGGAAUGUGUUCUUAAAAUGGUUGCAGUCAAAUACAACCACGUGUUCAAAUGUCCAGGGCUAUUUUAUUUCGAUAGAACGUGACCAGUUCCUUUAUAGCUAUAACAUAACACUGUUGAAUCAAACAUCAGCCACGGAACAUUGCGAACAAGCUCGAAACUGCAGUGAUUUGGGAGGACUUACUACGAUGACUUCUAAACCAACUUCUAAACCAACAGAACAAUUAAAUACUACCGUACCAAGCUUUCAUCAGACAGAAGGAAACAAUCCGACGAACACUAAAGAAAUGACUGAUUCUCACACCAAUGAACCUGCUGCAGGUAGAAGUGAGGACAGUGAAGUUUCUACUACUACUGUUGUCGGUAUAUCUGUUGCAGUUGUGGUUUUGCUGGUUAUUGUUGUAGUCAUCAUUGCAUUGUGGUAUAAACGAAAAUGCGUCAGAAAAGGUUAUGGAGAAGACAAGAUGCGAGGUUCUGUUGACCAUUUGGCUGGGCCAAUCAAUGGUGACGUUUAUACCGUAGUGAACCCAAACGCUGAGAAAACGGGAAAAGGAAAGAGUGAAAGUAAUGACAUGGUUUAUAUUGAGCUUUCACAUCAAAAGUCAGGAAAAAGUGCCGACAAGGUCUGUAAGGUACCAAGUUCACAACAAGAAAACUACGCCGAUAUUUCCCACAUUCUUACGCCUGGUGAAAGCACCUAUGAAAAUGCGACUCCCAAGUGCGAUCAAGAUUAUGCAAACGUCGUUGCACUCCAGUGAUAAUUAUGUAAGGGUUGAUAGAACAUAAUUUUAUAAUUUUAUAUAAAUGACGGCAAAGUUGUAAAAAAUCUUUCCCGGUAAGAUUCCAAGUUAAUUGAAGACCUUUCUCAAAAUUAUCCAUUGCAUGGCACUGCUCUUUAUAUCAGUAUCGCAAUGAAGCUGAAAACUCUCGGUAACUCAGCAUAUCCAAAUUAUUUGUUUUCUGGCUGUUGCUGUUAUGAUCCAUAUUAUAUAGCGCGCAGACUCACUCACUCACAGCAAGGCAAUUUUCUUUUUCGUAAAACAACUUUCGGACGACCAACUCAUGCAGCUCAUUUCAAUUACAAUAUAUAUGUACCAUUUUCAACCGCCAUUUUGGCUUGGAAACGCACGGAUAUGUGCGUUAGAUUGGAAAUUAAUGUCAAUUUGGAGGGUAUACUCGAUAGAUAGAUGGAUAGAGAUGGUCUAAUCACAAAAUUUUGCAGAAUCACUAAAAAGUAAUUAGAUACAUAAAUAUAUAGUCAAUAGAACUAAUCUAUAUAAUAAUUUUAAAUGUCUACAUGCUAUAAUAAUUUAAAAUGUCUACAUGUCUACAUCCGCACACGUGAGAAACUUGCCUCUUGAGGCAAAUUCCUCACGAAAACUAUCCGCACACGAAAGAAACUUACCGCUGAGCUAACAGCCUAGCUCGUGAGGUAUUUAGCUCGGCUAAAUACCUCAGAGGUAUUUAGCUUGGCUUCCAUAUGACGCCAACCUGCUGCCAAUUCAUUGUAAUCUGGGGAGAAUAUAUUGGAAACGCAAAAGAUUUUAUUCAUCGAUGAUCAUGACCACCAGUGAAACUUCAUGAGUUGGCGCCAUAUGGAAACUAGCCUGCAGCUAAUGGAAUAAACAUCAAGCUCACUUAAAUCAGAAGGUGUCCAUUUCAUGAAUUCGACUGGCUUGGAGAACUACGGGCAAACCAGUGGGUGGUUGUUUCAAAAGUGCAUAGAUAACGCUAUAUUUCCUUUGGAUAGUGAUCUUUUAGAAUCUUCGAGAAUUUUUUUAUGUUACACAAUUAAGUAAGGAUCGGAAUUUAAUUAAAGAUUUGUGGCUUUGAUAUUUUUUUGGUUUGCAAAAACAAGCCGUUCAUUGCACCUUUACGACGGUUGAACAUCCCUUUUUUCGAACAACUGGCCACUGAAUGCCACAGGUAAACGACUGGACAGAAUUAAAAUAACGACGGGCUCAUACGCGAUGUGGGUGGACAUGCAUAAACGUAAAAUCUUUCGACGUGAGUGAUUCAGCUGUUUAUUCCUUUAAGUUUCAUUAAACUC